AUGAAAUUUAGUGUAUAUGGAAUAACAUAUGAAGAAGAUAUCAAUUUAAACUUUUUCAUGUAUUGAAAAUAUGCCGAAUAUUGAGGGCUCAGAUAGUUGGAAGUUCUGAUUGUGAACAUACAUACGAUUGCAGCUGAAUAUCGAUUACUGAAAUAUUUUGUAAAAAAAACUGAUUUCGAUAUUCCUUCGAAAACAAAACUCUCAAAAAAAUGGAAAGGUGGUCAGAAAAAAUAGCUGUUGUCACCGGAGCAAGCUCUGGAAUUGGUGCUUCUGUUGUUGAACAUCUCGUUGGAAAAGGGAUGAUGGUCUUUGGAUUUGCUCGCAGAUUGAGUUGUUUAGAUGACGUUGCUGAUAGGGUAAAAAAUAUGGAUGGUCUUUUCUAUGGUAAACGAGUAAACAUGGCAGAGACUGAGGAUAUAAAGAAUGCUUUCAAUGAGAUAGAACAACAAGUUGGUCCUGUGCAGGUACUUGUGAACUGUGCUGGAACAUUUGCUGAAACUUCUUUGUGUGAUGGUAAUGUUCAGAAGUGGAGGAACACUUUUGAAAUUAAUGUUAUAGGUCUUUGUACAGCGACAAGAGAAGCCGUUGCUCAAAUGAAGGGCCACAGCUUAGAUGGCCAUAUAAUUCAUAUGAAUUGUUACUCAGGUCAUACACCACUAGAUUUAGUUGGAGAAAAUGUGUACCCUGCAUCCAAGUAUGCAGUAACAGCCUUAACAAAUUCUUGGAGAUAUGAAUUGCAGGAGCUUGGCACUAAAAUAAAAGUAACGAGUAUAAGUCCUAGCUUUGUUAAAAAUACGAAGAUUGCUAAAGCAUCUGGUAUAAGGCCGAGUGUAGUAAACACCCUUACACCAAAAGAUGUGAGUGAAGCUGUCCUUUAUGUUUUGGGUACACCACCACAUGUUCAGGUUCAUGAAUUAAUAUUGAGAACUGUAGGCUGCAAUGAUGUGAAAUCUUAAUGUGCUAAAUAUUGUGUGCCUAUACUUCUAUUUAUCUACACCUAUCUAUAAUAUAUUUAAUUUAAUAUAUAAUAUUUUCAGAGGUUAAUUGUUGAUGUAAGAAUUAAAGUUUUGAAAUUUA
This is a messenger RNA of Harmonia axyridis, 1077 nucleotides long. Its product is annotated as farnesol dehydrogenase-like. Bases 210 to 956 code for a protein of 248 amino acids. The transcript has 6 exons. The record is from RefSeq and is a predicted model, not a curated record. Gene Ontology annotation, molecular function: oxidoreductase activity. Lineage: Eukaryota; Metazoa; Arthropoda; Insecta; Coleoptera; Coccinellidae.